CGCGACGCGACGCGACGGACGACGGACGACGGACGACGGACGACGCGCGAGCGCGCGAGCGACGAACGGUGAACGACCGCGGACGAGGAUACAUGUUUCGCAGACGAGAGACGGCGGGUGGGAUGGCGACGCCGACGGCGUUGCGGACGGCGACGAACGACGACGGGGACGAAGCGCGGACGCCGACGCCGCUGAGAAGCGCGUUGAAGAAGGGUGGAUUGAGUAAAGCUCGCGUCGUCGUGGAGAGCGACGGGUUCAAGUAUAAAAAACGCAAGAGCGCGAAGGGCGCGCUGGGGGUGACUAUUUCGGAGCCGCUUUGGGCGAUCGAACGGGCGUCUUCGCGCGCGUUGGUGGUGGGAGCGACGACGACGUCUUCGAACGGCGCGCACAUGUCGUCCGAUGAAGCGCGCGGAAGGGAAGAUUUCCACGAACAACUUCCAAACAACAUGCCCGAAGACGAGCGCAUGCAACUGCUGUGCGAGAGCGUGUGCGCGGCGGAGUGCGCGGCGGUGGUGCCGCAGUUGAAGGGCGACAACGCGUUCGCGGCGAACGCGAUUAGUGACGCGUUACAAGAGUUUCAGUUGCGCGUCGAGCAGUUAUUGAUUGAUGAGGAGGUAAAGUUUGCCGAAGGACCGCAAACCGUCGCGGCGAAGAUUGACGCGCGCAAGGCGCAGUUGCGAGCGCUCCGAGACGCGCUCGAGCAAGAGUCCACGCAGUGGUCUUGCAUGCUCGAAGGUUCGGCGAAAAAAGUCACCGCGGAGGUGCCCGUCAUAGAUACCUCCGAACUCGGUCCGAGCGAAGCCGGUUCGCUCGCCGAGGCGUGCGAAAACACCCAGCGACGGUUGCUGUUACAAACCGAAGGCGCGAGAGGCUUGGUCGAAGGCGUCGAGAGUUUGUGCGUCCGCGCCGAGCGCGCGUGUGAAGUUUUCGCGAGUGCGAUCGCCGCGAACGAUUUCCGUUCGCUGCCGUCGUACCAGUCACCGCACCGAUUAAUCUCGAGUCUCAUCGGAGGCGCGAGGUAAAGCCUCGCUGUAAUAAAACUGAUCCUUCCUC
Molecule: messenger RNA, 1053 nt
Organism: Ostreococcus lucimarinus CCE9901
Lineage: Eukaryota; Viridiplantae; Chlorophyta; Mamiellophyceae; Mamiellales; Bathycoccaceae
Exons: 3
Coding region: 93-1022 (309 amino acids)
Source: RefSeq, a predicted model, not a curated record